Dendrobium catenatum is the source of this 2010-nucleotide messenger RNA. RefSeq lists its product as uncharacterized. Gene Ontology annotation, molecular function: tRNA adenosine(64)-2'-O-ribosylphosphate transferase activity. Lineage: Eukaryota; Viridiplantae; Streptophyta; Magnoliopsida; Asparagales; Orchidaceae. The record is from RefSeq and is a predicted model, not a curated record. The coding region runs from base 162 to 1850 and encodes 562 amino acids. Gene Ontology annotation, biological process: charged-tRNA amino acid modification. Gene Ontology annotation, cellular component: cytoplasm. The transcript has 7 exons.
UUUAGUUUCAUCUAAACCCGCUCUGCAACCCUACUGUCCGCGCCGCAGCUCUCCCGUUUCCAUUCUUCUUCUUCUUGCGUUCGCCACGUCUUUGGCCAUCUCCAACAACAGGUAUCGGGCCCGUUGCAUCCUAGGGCAACAUCACCGUCGUCCGGAGGACAAUGGCUGCUUCUGCGGCGGCGUUAGCAGAACUGGAGGAGGAGAGGGUCACUAGCAUAUACCGUGUAGCUAGGAGCAUAAAGAGGAAACAUAAUUCCCUGUACAACGCCCUCCGUUCCAUAUACGAGGACUCUAUCUUCGUGGCGGAGAUCGCCGGGCUUUGGCCGGAUCUUCCCUUAGUGGCUAACCUCCGUUGUGGACUCUGGUACUCGCCGCGGUUCGAGGCCACUUGCUACUUCAAGUCCACCGACGGCCAUGCCAACAACUGGUCUUUUAGCACCUCGCGCCUUAACCUCCACCUCGCUCUUCUCGCCGGGCAGAGAGGAGGAUGUAUUGUAGUCGAUUCUACACGCAAGGGGAAGCGCUUCCCUGACAGCAUGUCGAAGACGAUACCUAUAUGGACUUGUGUGUUGAAUCGAGCAAUAGAGCGGUGGUUAAGGAGGAUGCCAAGACAGAUUCAGGUGGAUGGCCAUCAGGACUUGAGUAUCUCAUCUAGUGAGAUCAUGGAAAGGCACAAUUCACCUGAUUGGGAUUGCUCCUUGCAUCUUCCGCUAUGGGUUUCUAAUACUGAGAGAGCUGCAAUAGAGGAUCAUAUUGAGGAAUGGACCUGGCAGUUGGAAGCUUGUGGUGCAGAUAUAGAUUCACUUGCAUCAAUAAUUCAAAAGCCACUGCGUCCUUUGUGGAUUUCUCAGAAGACUGUUAUCUGGUUGAAUGAAGUACCUAAUUAUGAUUCCUGGGAUUUCACACCUAUCAUUCUGGUUUCAGCUUCAGCAUCACAUGGAACAAUUCAACAAAGAAGCACCUCAGAAUUUAGUUGGCAUUAUAUUCCUGGAGCUGGAGAUGAUGAAGAGAGUUGGGCGCGAGGUUUACAUCCUACUUUAUUUUGGAAACAUGCAUAUAAUCUCAUUGAUUCAGGGCCUAGCAUGUGCAACCAAAAUGUUUCUGAGCUUGUUGAAAAAGACAGAGUGUACCGUGCCCAGAGGGGUGAUUUUUCUCCUCAAGUUGCAAUCAGAACUUGGAAGAAACUGACGAGCAAUGCUGAGCAGUCCUGUAUGUCUAUGACAUCUGAACUUUCAGAUUCUGUGAGUGCCAAAUCAUCCAAUUCAGAGCGUGGCUUAUACUGGAUUGGUUCAACCAAUGUUGCAGUAGGAACUACAGUGAAGGGAGAAAAUACCUAUACUUGUGCCGAUUGUAUAUUAAAUUGUGACCCCAAAUCAAUUUCACCAUGCUCUACAGAUGAUGGCUAUUUGCAUUUACCUAUUCUGUCCUCAAAGCUGGACAGAUUUUCCUUGAUGAAUAGCCUUCAUUUGGCAAUAAGGUUUGCAGGAUGGCACUUGAAAAGAGGGAAGAAACUAGUCAUUUGUUGUCACAAUGGAGAAGACAUUAGCAUAUGUGUGUGCCUUGCUAUAUUAGCAGCCUUAUUUGACGAGGAAGGUUGUUUUGAUGACGGGAAGCUCUACAAGUCCACAAUCAUAACAAAAUGGGAGAUGAGAAGGCGGCUUGUGUUUAUCUGCAAGUUUGCAGUGAAUGCGCGGCCUUCACGAGGAAAUUUGAAGCAGGUUUAUGGUUUUCUAAGAAGAGAGAGAGAACAUUUUGUUCCUACUGAUCCAGUUAGUGAUUUUGAUGUGCUUGAACAAAAGAGUUGGGCUGGUGAGGCUGAGAUUGUGGUAUCUUCUGAUGCAGUACAAUAAAUUUAUUAAAUCAUUUGAGGUUCAGAUUUGUUAAGUUUAGUGUAUUUUAUUAUUUAUGUAUGUACUUUAUUACUCAAUAAUCAUAAAAUAGGAUGUACUUAUCAUUUAUAUGAGAUUAUUUUAGGCAUGUUUUGGGCAUGAAGAGAAGCAUAUUGUUAUA